AUGUCCGGUAUGGGGGCUGGUUCGUGCGGCUCGGGCUCCGGGGCCUGUGGCGGGGGGGUCGCCGCCGUCGCCUCCUCCCCGGGCGGGGGGGUGUCGAUGUUCCGCUGGCUGGAGGUGCUGGAGAAGGAGUUCGAUAAGGCCUUCGUGGACGUGGACUUGCUGCUGGGGGAGAUCGACCCCGACCAAGCGGACAUCACCUACGAGGGGCGGCAGAAAAUGACCAGCCUCAGCUCCUGCUUCGCCCAGCUCUGCCACAAGGCGCAGACCGUGUCCCAGAUCAACCACAAGCUGGAGGCGCAGCUGGUGGAUCUGAAAUCUGAACUGACAGAAACUCAGGCUGAGAAAGUAGUAUUGGAAAAAGAGGUGCAUGAUCAGCUUUUGCAACUCCAUGCCAUUCAACUUCAGUUGCAUGCCAAGACAGGCCAGAGUGUUGAUUCCGGGGCAAUUAAAGCAAAAUUGUCUAUCCUUUCUGUGGAUGAGUUGGAGAGAGAGCUUGAAGCCAACAAGAAAGAAAAGGUGAAAGAAGCUCAACUUGAAGCAGAGGUGAAGUUACUGAGGAAGGAAAACGAAGCACUUCGUCGACACAUAGCUGUGCUUCAGGCUGAGGUUUAUGGGGCAAGACUGGCAGCCAAAUACUUAGAUAAAGAACUAGCUGGAAGGGUCCAGCAGAUUCAGUUACUAGGUCGAGAUAUGAAGGGUCCUGCUCAUGAUAAACUUUGGAACCAGCUAGAAGCAGAAAUACACCUGCAUCGUCACAAAACUGUUAUUAGAGCAUGUCGGGGUCGUAAUGACCUGAAACGACCAAUGCAAGCACCACCAGGGCAUGAACCAGAUUCCUUAAAGAAGAGUCAAGGCGUUGGUCCAAUCAGAAAAGUUCUCCUUGUUAAAGAAGACCAUGAAGGACUAGGCAUUUCAAUCACAGGUGGGAAGGAGCACGGCGUUCCAAUACUAAUCUCUGAAAUCCACCCUGGUCAGCCUGCUGACCGAUGUGGAGGUCUGCAUGUUGGAGAUGCCAUUCUAGCAGUAAAUGGAGUGAAUCUGAGAGAUGCCAAACAUAAAGAAGCAGUAACUAUUCUUUCCCAGCAGAGAGGGGAGAUUGAAUUUGAAGUGGUGUAUGUUGCUCCAGAGGUAGACUCAGAUGACGAAAAUGUAGAAUAUGAGGAUGAAAGUGGACAUCGCUAUCGCUUGUAUCUUGAUGAAUUGGAGGAAGGUGGAAAUUCAGGUUCUAAUAGGAAAAAUGCAAGUGCAGCUGUCAAACCAUCAGAAGUGUUUGAUAAGAAACCAAGUGUUGAUGGACAUGAAAAUGGAGACCUAGGAAAUUCAGUUCAAACUCCCUUAGAAGAGACUGCACCCAAACUAGCUGAUUCUGCUGAGUCCUUGCCCUAA
Molecule: messenger RNA, 1386 nt
Organism: Emys orbicularis (European pond turtle)
Lineage: Eukaryota; Metazoa; Chordata; Testudines; Emydidae
Gene: GOPC
Product: golgi associated PDZ and coiled-coil motif containing
Exons: 9
Coding region: 1-1386 (461 amino acids)
Biological process (GO): negative regulation of protein localization to cell surface
Cellular component (GO): membrane; trans-Golgi network transport vesicle; Golgi apparatus
Molecular function (GO): transmembrane transporter binding
Source: RefSeq, a predicted model, not a curated record